This is a messenger RNA of Sitophilus oryzae (rice weevil), 6306 nucleotides long. RefSeq lists its product as uncharacterized. The record is from RefSeq and is a predicted model, not a curated record. The transcript is spliced from 9 exons. Lineage: Eukaryota; Metazoa; Arthropoda; Insecta; Coleoptera; Curculionidae. The coding region runs from base 66 to 6245 and encodes 2059 amino acids.
AAUGAUAAUUGAAAAAUGUAAAAGUCAGUGUUCAUCUUUCAGAUAAAACGCAAAAUUUUUGUAAAAUGUUCCGAAAUUUGGUGCUGAGUUUGCCAAAAAUCAAUUCCGCCAGCACUUAUGAAAAAAUAAAACUCGCGUUUCGCCGUUUAUUUUACUUUCCACCAGUGGCGGCUGAUCCUAUAGAGGACAGUGGCACGUGCCCACCCAAACGCACGGAUAGAAGGCAAGAAAUUUUUGAAAAACAAGCAAUUUCAUCUUUACGACGACAUCAUCCACGAUCAUUGUCACCUGUUAAAAGAAAUCACUUCAGCGAUAAAGAUGUCGUGAACGAGUCGCUAUCUUGCUCGAAAAUAGGGCAGGCGCCCCAGCAAGAAUCGGCGGGCAAAAUUGCAAGGCACCAGUCUAGAACACUAUGUUACAGUAAGGAAUUUUACGCUCAAGAAAAGCGGGAAAACAUAAAAGAAAUUAAAUGGCGAGAUGAUCCUGGUAUGAAAAAUCAAGCUGAAGAGAAAGUACAGGAAGAGAUGUUAACUGCUACAGAGCCAAAUCAGUAUGAAAUACUGGAGCAAUACGAACUAGAAGCUGCCCGCCCCAGACCAGAAAAGAAUCAAGAUGUAUUUCUGGAAUUUAACAAGAAAACUGAGAAGGAUGCUCCUUUCAGUCACCUACAACCGGACCAAUUACGACCAUAUGGAUCUCAAGAUAAUUUAUACUCGCCUUCAUUAAUUCGACCAACAAAUUCAUUAAAGUAUCCAAGAAGGCAAUUAAGAAAGACGAUACAAGAGAAGAAAGAAGCUGAAAGCUCAUAUUCCACCGACCUCGAAUCUCCUCGACAUCGAAAUUAUUGUACUCUACCAAACACGGCGGUAAACGAUAUGAAGAAUCUAUCAACUUCCCAGACGUAUGUAGGAAAGGAAGAAAUUAAAAUUGAGAAGCAGCACACGCGGCCCAGAAGACGAGUUAGGAUAGAAAGUGACCACGAAAAGUUAGUCAAAGAAAUUCAAAAAAUUGCAAUGCAACGCUAUCAAACUGGGCAUACAAAAACUGAAAUAUACCAACCAGCUUAUUACGAAAAAAUUGAUGAAUCGCCAAUUCCGAUAAAGUUUUCUACUGCCAAAAUGAGAGAAGAACGAAAAAAGAAGGAAAACAGUAACAUUGGCCUGUAUUAUAAGUCCUCGUACUCUGAUUUAGUCAAACUAAAUUUCCAAAAAAACCAAGACCAAUGUAGCAAUAAUUUAACUUCAAAAAGUUGUAUAGGGCCUAUCUAUAUUCCAACUAUUCCUACUAGAAAGGCAGCAAAAGAUCAAAUAUUAACUAUACCAAAAACGGAUUUAAGCGUAAGUUCAGGACAAAGAACUAUAACGACAAAAUCCAAAACAAAUAUUGCAGCAGAUAAAAAUAACUUUGGCAAAUCAUGCCUACCAUCGACCGCACAGCUCAAUUCGCCGGAAAUCGUGAACCUAAGGAAUUAUUCAAAAUCGAAUAGCAGAAAAAAGGCGCGAAGUAAAGCGAGGAAGUACAAUCCCGAAUGUGAAGAUAUUUGCACCGAGCAGAUGAAGAAACGAGAGAAAAUGAAUCCGAAAAAUCAAAAUCCACCUUAUGAAAUUCAAAAAUGCGAUGACGGGAGGGGGCCGAGAACAGAAUUUUUACCGUCCAAAGUUAAAAUGACCGUACCGCCGUGUACUCCUAAGCCGGACUAUCAUUGUAAACCUCCGAAGAAGUGUCCGCCUAGAGCCGAUGAAUGUUUGAAAAUUGAACCUAAAAAACUACCCUAUUUGAAGCCUGGCGACUGUCCUUGCAUUGAUCCGUACGUCCCAACAUACUCACCCAAAUUGGAGAAGCUAUGUAUGAAAUUCGAAGAUCCUCCGAAAGUUCAGUGCCAUGUACCUCCGUGUCAAACGCCUAGAGCUGACGAUACAAAUCCCUACAAGUUCAAGCCUCUCAAACCGUACGUGCCUGGAGACUGCGACUGUGUAGAACCACCAAGAAUGACUGACGUCAAACUGAAACGACUGCCAAGAUGUGAACCGGAAGAGGUAUGCAGGCCACCCAGAAUUUGCCCAGUUAUAGAUCCGUGUCCUCCGAGGGCUGAUGAAUGUUUAGUGGACGAACCUAAACGUUUACCACCGCUGGAAGACUCACCGUGCCCUUGUAUCGAUCCCCCCGUUCCAAAUAAAGCGCCACGGAUACGUAGGCUCAAUUUAAACGUCCCCGAGCCAGAGAGAGUGUGUCCUAGACCACCCCCAUGUCACUUAAAACAGAGAGCCGAUGAUCAUUUAGUGGUACCAAAGAAGAAAUUGCCCAAGUUCAUUCCCGGAGAUUGCCCGUGUGAGGACAGGCCUAUGGUAGAUUGGCAAUUGAAAAGACUGGAAUGCGUGGAUGAUCCGGAGGAUUGUGUAGUACCAGAUCCUUGCAAAACGUUUCCUAGAGCUGACUGGGGUUGUUGGGAAUACAGCCAAGAGCAAUGUGACGAGGUCGACGAGAAAUGCAUAGAGAAAAACAAAAACUGUGUACCACCACCUCCACCACCAAAAGACUCGUGUGAUAAGGAUCCUUGCAAAAAUAAGGGAUUGCUAGAUUAUCGAUAUACAUCAAAGCGGAAAUACAGCAAUACCAAUAAUGCAAUAAAACUAUUUCAAAAUAUAAAAUCUCAAAAAAACAGCGAUCAUGUUAAAACUAAUACCAACUACAAACCACCGUUAAUCCAAAAUAACACCAGUGAAGUAAAAGAAAAAUGUGCUAGUAAGAAAACGGAAGAUUUUGAAAAACCCCUAAUAAAAAAGCGGGACAUAUCAAAGGAUAUGUUAAAGUUAAUAAAUGACCUAGAUUUUUGCAAUGAGAAAGAAGAGCUGCUUCUUUUUAAACCAAAAGAUAACAAGAAGGUAAACUAUGAGACCAUUCAAAAGCGAAUAGCAAGUGAAACAUUCCUGCUUGAUAAGAAAAUCUCAAAAACAAAUGGAAUUAAGGCCAACAUAAAUAAAUCAAAGUCUAUGCUAACAAUUACAUCUCGUGCAAUAUCAACUCAGAAAAGUCAGUCGACCGAUGAGAAAAUGAUGCAAAGAAAGAAAGAGUUCGUUGCCAAAAAGAAAUGUAGAAAUAUCAAACCAUCAAUGAAGGCAAUGAUAUGCAGAAAACCUUGCCCGACAAUGGCUGCUUGUCAGCAGGCAGGUAAAGCAAAUCGGCCGGCGUGUAAGGUAGACAGAGUACCGGUUUGCUGUGAGAAAGAGGAAUCUCCUUAUCCUGCUUACUCUGAUAGUGUUCAGGAAACUAUCAAACCCUUCACCAAAACACCGCAGUUUAACUGUAAUAGGACACAAUAUGGAUUCUACCCUAAUUUUAAAAAGGAAUACGAGCCUUUAGAAGAGCCGAGAGAUAAAAAGAAACACUUCAGCACAUCGGCGUGGAAGAAUCUGGUGUUUUCUAAAAACGACUUGAAAUACACAAACGGGCGUUUAGUAGCCAAUCCAGCCGAAAGGCCUAUUUUAGAAGUGCCAGCAAAAGCAAUUCUAGAUGAGACAGUUCGAUCAGCAACGAAUCGUCACCCAUAUUCAACCAAAACCUUUAUAAUUCGAAAACCAGUGGCGUGCCCAAAAGCAACAGCGUCUAAAUCUGUUUGUCCCGGUCCUAAAAAACACCCUUCUUGUACCCCUCCUGAACUGGUUAGAUGUCGCCCGGAUCCUAUAUGUAAGCACGACUACAAAGGGUGUCGAAGAAAAAGAAUAUCGGCACCUUUUCCUGCAUUCUCUGACUGUCUAAACGAAGAAAUGGAAGACAUACUUACCGAAUGUCCCCUGGACAGAGAAAAGUAUCUUAGGAUGCAACCGCGGUUUAUGAAUCCGCCUAAAAAACCGUUGAUCCUGGAGCCUCCUCCACCAAUUCAAGGUAAAAUUGACCUGUUAAAGGAACAAACUUGUCUUAAGGAAAAACUAUGCAUUGAAGAUGAGGGAUUAACUCAAGUUUGCAGCGAAUUUGGAAAACCUAUAGAAUUAUUAAAAACAAAGAAACUGAUAAAAGAGGAAAAUCGGGAUUGUCAAAGGAUGGAAGAAUUAAAACAACUUGGGCGUUGGCCACCUUUUACUUUAAGACAAAACAGGCACUUUUGUUCUUCCACGAAUCCAACAUUUUAUUUGUCAAGAAGAAAUAUUGGCACUUUAGGAUUAAAUUCUAUACUGGAACUAGACAAUAGAAAUGUAGUUCAAGAUGAAAGUAAUAGAAUUUAUAUAAGAAAUUAUUAUUCGGAAGGUGAUAAUUCUGACAAUUACUUGUUUGCUAACAAAAAUACCAAAACAAAUGAUGUUAGUAACCAUACAAUUCCGGAUAACGAUAAAUAUUCCCAAUAUUUUUAUGGUAGAGAUAAUAUCUGGAGACUGAAAAAUCUUAUAAAGUUCGAAAGACUAAAUAAAGAGAGCAGGAUAUCAAAAAGACUUAAACGAUUUUAUACCACGUAUAGGAUUAAACAUAGAUACCUCAUGAAUAGAGGUUCGAAAAACAAAAUUAACAGAUUAAAACUACAUAAAAGAAACGCUUCUGGCAAUAGCGGAUAUAAAAAAUUUAAAACGUCUAAUAAAAAGUCAGGAAUAUCAAAUAACUCUACUUCAAAAUUCACUUUAAAUGGAUAUCUCAAUAAAUCAAAGAACCCGAAGGAAAGUUAUAAAGAUAUAAGCAAAGAGAGAAGUGAAGCUAUUGCUACAUUAAAGGUUCUGAAAAAAUAUAAGAAGGACAUUGCUGAUACACAACAAAUUGAAAAUCUUCAACCUCAAUAUGCUAUGUUGCCAGAAAUAUCUAGUACUAAUGUCAAAGAGUUCUCUAACCAAGAAAAUAUAGAUCAGAAUAUUAGUUUAGAAUAUUAUAAACGUAAACAUGGCUUGAAAACGGAGGGCAUUACAUUAGACUGUAAUUCUUUUAACGAUUACUUCUGCGGCAAAUCCAAAAGUCAUGCGAUCCAUGUUUUUAAAAACCAGCACCGACAAGCAAAUACAAACACAAAUAAGUCUACUUACAAAUGUGAUAGUAAUAAGAGUAAAUUAGAGACAGUCGAAUUUUUAGUUCAAGAGCAUCAAUGUUCAGGAGACAACAAAGGAUCUACUGCCUCAAAAAAUCAACAAAAUGACGAUUGUGAGGAUGAUAUAAGAAAAUUAGAGGAGGCCUGCAUGCAUAACUGCAUAAAAAAUAUCCCUUGUGACUUACCAGAAGAAGAAAAGUGUAGAAUUUGCCGGGAGGAAUGUCAAAAACUUCUGACAGAAACUCCAGAGAUAAAAGAGGAAUGCGAGGACGAGCGUUCAAAAGUCGUAGAGCCGGAAUGUCCUGAAAUUUGUGAUCCUCCACCAAAAAAAUGCGAGAAAUUCGCAUUCGAAUGUCCACCAAAAAAGAGACGGGUAACGACAGCUCUCAUUUCUUCCCCAAAACUAAAAAAGUCAAAAAGUUUUGGUCAGAUAGAAACAUUCUUUCAGAAAUUGGUUAAUUAUUUUAAGGCUAGACCCAACUGCCCCGCACCGGGUGACUGGAAAAAAGAGGCAUUGAAAAAGAGAGCUGAAAAAGCUGCAUCGGCCGCAGGAUUGAUCGUUGUCGACCCGAAAUGUCUACCGCCCGAUGUCCCCAGAGUUUCCAAAAACUCAAAAAGGAACUGCAAUUUGUGUCCAGAAGAUGAUGUUCCUAACAAAAUGGACCAAAGUCAGAAUGACAAAAAAUCUGACAGCCCGCUUGCACCACCAAAGAUUAAAAGAUGUUUUAGUACCUUUGUUCAGCCCUCAAGGUACUAUUCCAGUCGCGUUAAUUUAAGCGCCAUUGAAGACAUAAACAGGAUUUUAAAGGAGGCUGAAGCUAAAAAGAAGAAACGUCAACGUACCAAAAAACAACAUGGUUUUCAAGAACCGUUUGCGUUAAAGCUUAAUGAAAAAGAUGCUACUUUUUCUAAAUUGCUGCAAAUGUCACUCGACUUCGAGCUCGAUGGAGAGAUAGAUUUUGCCGAAUUCUGUCCUAAACAUAACACGUACCCGAGAACAUACUUUGGCUAUUGGGACGUUUUGCCUAGCAGAGAAAAUAUUUUGGAAAAAGCAUGGAGGACCACGAUUGAAGCUUAUAGACAGUAUGAUGUUCCAAAGAAUUACGAAUUCUUUAAUGAGUUGUUUAAUAGAGUGGAAAACGUCAUUCAGAAUAUAGAAGAUUCAGAAAAAUUAAAAACUGAAAAUGUGCUGCGUGAAUUAGAAGAGUUCUUGGAAAAAAAUUCGAAGAAAAAUAAAAAGUAAUUUUGUUGUUGUAUAAAAAUGUCAUUAUGUUUAGUCAUAAAUUAAAUAACGUUGGUGGAAA